AAUCCAAGCUCCUUCAGAACUUGUACGUCAGUUUGCGGGCAACAAUUAUGCUGACACAGACUCCAUCCAAAAGAACGUCUCUAUUGAAUGUGUUACUUCCAUAGGACUGGUACGCUUGUUUUUUUACUAAGCUUCUUUAAAAUCCAAAAGUGUACUUUUAAAAGGGUUUCUGGAGGAAAAAAUAUGUUUUACCAUAAAGAAAUAACUUUGGAGGGGGGCGGGGGUGUUUGUGGGAAUUAAAGACUUACAUGUCAAGGAGUUGUGAUUAUUUAAGUCUGGACGCUGAAUUUUCUUAGGAAAGUGUCGAUUACGAUAAGAUAAUCAUUUUUAAAAUAAUACCAUCAACUCAUUGAUGGUUAGUGGAAUCAAACAAAGUGCAAUAGGUAUAUUUGUUACCUAGCAUUAUCGUGUGUUACACCUCAGAGGGAGACAUUUGAUGAAUUUCUGAAUAGUUCAAACAAAUUUUUGUUAAAACUUAUAAAGUCUGUCUCAAUAAUUUUUUUUUCAAUCCUUCAUAUGCAUUUGAUAUGGGAAAACAAAACCUUUAGCUCUCUUUCUGGGAUGCCAAUGAUCAUCCUCUAAUAUGCUAGUGGUCGUCCUCUCUAAAAUGCCUGUGGUUGUCCUCUGAUAUGUCAGUGGUCAUCCUCUAAAAUGCCUGUGGUUGUCCUCUGAUAUGCCAGUGGUCAUCCACUUACAUGUUAGUGGUCUCCCUCUGAUAUGGCAGUGGUAUAACUAUGCUAUGCCAGAGGUCAUCUGGCACCCAGAUCCAUAGCGGAGAAAAUUAAACUGAACUUGGUGAUUCUGCGUAGAUUACUAGAUCUCAUUAUGAACAUCCACAUUGUUACAAUAAGCUGAGAGUUUCUGUUUGCAUUUAGUAAAAUAUACUUUAAUAAUCUAUUCUGAAAUAUGAUGGCCUAGUUUGAAAACAAAACAGAAUUUUACCCUGCUAUAAUCAGUUUCAGACAGUGACGUUGUACAAAAAUGGGCCUCCAGUUUCCUUUCACAGCCUUGUGCCGCAUCCGGGCCUCUUUUUUAAUUUUUCCGUACAAGAGGUAAGUAUCAACAUAGGACACUUUUCUAAAUGCAUAGGGCCUAAGUUAAGGAUCUAAGGCAAGAAUUUACUAAUUUACGAAAAAAAAAUUGUUUCGCUAAUAUUUAAGUGAAGAUACGGGUACGCUAAUUCAUUGUAACAUAAUUCAAAUGUAUAAAAUACUGUAAACAGAAGGUUUCUUUAUCUAAAGCAACUCUCUCUGUCCUUUUAGUGACACUGACGAAUUUUAGGAUCUUGUUUAGGAAAGUCUUUAAGAUUAUUCUUUUUAAACCUUUCAUUACCGCUGGUUUUGUCAUCGAUUUUUGCUGACUCUGUAUUUUUUGGCUUUUUCACCAACUUUGAAAUACCAAGCAAUCUAAUUAGCGUUUGAUGUAAAUUUAAUAUGCAAGAAAUGCCCGUAAUUAAUGUUAAUGUAAUGUAUGCAGUUAAAAACUCAAAGAAGAAACUUUCUGUAUUUUCAUUCUCUAUCUCAUUUGCUUAUUAAUUUCUCUAUACAUUGAAGAACACAAGAAAUAUGUAGCAUUGAAAUUAUGACAUCAAUGUGACGUCCUUGGCAAUUCAGAAAAGUGCUUUGCCUCUUUGUUAUGACACAGUGUGACAUCUUUGGUAAAUGAAAGUGGGUGAUCGCUGUCGUAAAUGCGACGUCAGCACUAAUGAAUUGGUUAAUUAAGUGAUUGUUCAAUCUUAAAACAAAGUCCAUAACUCUUAUUAUUAGUUACCACAUUUUCCGACAUAUAAGAUGACUGGGCAUAUAAGACGACCCCUUACAUUUUCUGUUAUAACAUAGUUUUGGGCCGUAUACCAGCUUAUAAAAUGACCCCCGGCUUAUAAGAUGGACCCCCCCCCCCUGACUUUUGAAAAGAUUUUCAUGGGUUAAAAGUCGUCUUAUAUGCCGUAAAAUAUGGUAAUUUCAUUUUAACAAAAACAACUCUAGUUCUUGGCCCUUAAAGGGUUAAGAAUAACUGUUAAAAAUAAAUUUAGUAUCACCUCAGGCCAUAUCAAGUGAAACUGGGGAAUAUCUUGGGAGAUGAAGAUGAUAAAACUAGUGCAAGGAAAAAAAAACAGUUUUAUAACAUCAUUUUUAUCAGGUUAAGAUUUACAGAGAUUUUUUUUGCAUUUGAACUCUAUAAUCAUGUAUCCCAUGAAUUCUUUUAGCUUAAUCCAACAUGAUUCUUUUAGUUUACCCUGACAUGAUUCUUUUAGUUUACCCUGACAUGAUUCCUUUAGUUUACUCUGACAUAAUUCUUUUAGUUUACCUUGACAUGAUUCUUGUAGUUUAUCCUAAAAUGAUACUUUUACUUUACCCUUACAUGAUUCUUUUAGUUUACCCUGACAUGAUUCUUUUAGUUUACCCUGACAUGAUUCUUGUAGUUUACCCUAAAAUGAUACUUUUACCUUACCCUUACAUGCUUCUUUUAGUUUACACUAACAUGAUUAUUUUAGUUUACCCUAACAUGGUUCCUUUAGUUUACUCUGACAUAAUUCUUUUAGUUUACACUAACAUGAUUAUUUUAGUUUACCCUAACAUGGUUCCUUUAGUUGAUCCUAACGUGAUUCUUUAGCACAAAUUUUUAAAAGCUGGUUCUACAAUUAUUUUUUUUAAAAAAGGGAUGCAAUUGUAUAUUGUGAAAAUACAAUUCUGUUUCAUCACUAAUGAAAUAGUAUUUCAAUAUUUCACACAGUAUGAUUAAUCUGUCUCUAAGGUUUCUGACAUCGAUUUCAACCAAUACUUUCACUGUGAGGUUAAUGAUCUUAAAUACGGAUCCAUCCAACAGUCAGAAUUUGCCUUUUUACGCCUUACAGGUUAGUUUUUAUGAAUGUGUAGUGCUUGAACAGUUAUAUAAAUAAAGCUUUAGGAAAAACUGGAUGAUAUGUUCAACAACUGGCGGCUCUAACAAGUAACCAUGACCUUGCCAUUCUCCCAGCUAAUGAAAAUUUGACCGAUUUAAUUCAAAGAUUAAACAUAUUCUAAAACAGUAAGUUAACUCCAAAUGGGCAAUAAAUUAAAAAGAUACCUUCUAAUAAUUUUUUUGUUUCAAAUUUCUUUUAACGUUUUUGUGUGAAAAAUAUCAUUUUAUUUAUAAUUUAAAAAGAAAUAGUCAAUAAAGACCGGUUUUGAACUUUUCCUAAUUUUUGCUUUAAAAAAAAAAUAGUACAUUCUCUAAAUUUAUUCUGAUGUUAGCUAUUUAAAUAAACUGAAUGCGGAUUUUAAAAUACCUUUAAAAUACUUUAAAAAUGAAUUGGUCAUGUUAGCUAUUUAACUUAAUUUAGCUUACACUUUAGUUGAAAAUGAAAAUACAUUCUUAAUACAGGUACACAAACAUUUAAGCACCUCAUAACUUCCUAUUAGAGCAGCCGUUCUGAACCUGUGAGUCGUGACCUCUUUGGGGGUCAAAUGACCCUUUUCCAGGGGUCAACCAAGACCAUUGGAAAAGACAUAUGCUCAUCAGUUAUGAAGUAGCAACAAAAAUAAUUUUGUGGUUGAGGGUCAACACAACAUGGGGUACUGUAUUAAAGAGUCACAGCAUAAGGAAGGUUGAAAACCACUGUAUUAGAGGAAACAUUCUCACCAGUAUUUAAUACAAGUUAUUGCUCCCCCGAAAGCUGCUUUGUUAAUUCCUUUAGUAAUAGAAUAGUUUUCCUUACACUAACAACCAAAAGAAAAGAUAUUUGAUAUACAUUAUUGACUUGACCAGAUCUUAGUUAUAAAAUGCAAUCUCUUAUUUUAACCAGCUGACUAGACUAGAUAUUUGUUAAAUAAUGUUCCAUAUCACCAACUGACUCGGACAUACAUUUUUCAUUUUUCUCAGAUUACGAGAUCUAUUCACUGCACAUUGACCUGAUGUCCAAUGACAUGGCAGACAAACUUGCUGUGGUCAUGCUCAAGGCUUCAUUACUAAAUCAAUGGGCUCCUCAAACCUAUGAUCCCAAUUUCAACAAUCAUUCAAUUAAUCCAAAUUUAUCAUUACCUUUACCAUGCUCAUCAAAUGGGUCAACCCUUGUUGACCUCCAGUGCAACCUGGAUGAAGUUGUAAAGCCCUUGCAGAGUUGGCAGAUAAAACCAAUGCACUUUACGUAUGUUCUUUUGUAUACCAGUAUAUAUGAACUUAAAAAUGUUUUUUAGCUUUACUUUUACUCAACAUUGUUUUUUUAGCUUCACUUCACAUCGUUUUUUAGCUUCACUUAACAUUGCUUGUUAGCUUCACUUAAUGUUGUUUGUUAGCUUCACUUAACAUUUUUUGUUAACUUCACUUAACAUUGUUUGUUAGCUUCACUUAACAGUGUCUAGCACUACUUUUAAUUUUUAGCUUUGUCAAAAAAAAAUAUGUAUAAGAAUUAAUGAAAUUUCGCGUUUUUUUAUAUUUAUAUUUUUAAAAAUUGAAACAAAAUGUAGGCUUCUUUUUUUCAUUUCGCCAAUGCAACUCAAACAUCUACCUUAAAAUGUUUUUAAUAUUAAGACUCUAUUAUUGAUCUAAAUAAAUAAGGUUUGGAUUGCAUUGUUCAUAUUCAUUUUCAGUUUAUUGAUAAACUUAAUGAUAAAAUAAUUUAAAAAUUUUUACACUAAAGGAAAACCUUUAAAAUUUGAAAUAUUUUAAUGUUGAAAUGAUGAAAAAACAAAUUAAUUAAAUAUUUAUUUAUUUAUGUAUAGAAAAUUCACAAAAAGGGAAACUAUAAUAAAAGCUAAAUGAAAAAUAUCCCUACUUUAAAAAAAAUUAUUUCUUAUUCAUAUUAGAAACAUUUCAUAUUGUUUUAAUAUUUUAAUAGACUAUGCAUAGCAAACAUGUUAAAAAAAACUAUAUAUAUUCUUAUUAUAGGAUAUCUCUCAAUGUUGACAGAAAAAGUCUUGUGGCGUAUUUGUACCAGAAGAUCUCUGAUGAAACACAUACCAUUGAAGAUAUGAAUGAGACCAAGCUGGUGCUGGCAUCCAGAGCCAUAACAAACCUUUUCAAAAAGGUAUUAUUCCAACUCACCUAUUUUUCUUCUGAUGUAAAUUAUUAUUUUAUGGAAAUCUUUUUCAAUGCAAUUGGAUCCUAACUUAGAUCUUAGGGAUCCCUGACUAUGUCUUCCAUUGGAACGAAUUGACAAGGAUGAGAGAGUAAGGCUGAUGACUUUAGCAAAUCUCCCUCACUUUAAAUGAAAUACAGCUCACGUUAAGGCCACUACUCAAGUCCAAGCUUUGAUCAUCUUCAUACAUGAAGGGCAAACAAUAUUCAUUAAUUGUGUCAUCUCAUCUCACUUGUAGCCUAGUACAGUUCUCCCAUGUUCAUAUGUUCAACCCCUGUCUCACUUCCUCUGCUCAUUUCUCUAAUGUCCAUUUAUUCAGCCCCUGUCUCACUUCCUCUGUUCAAUUCUUCAAUGUCCAUUUAUUCAGCCCCUGUCUCACUUCCUCUGUUCAAUUCUUCAAUGUCCAUUUAUUCAGCCCCUGUCUCACUUCCUCUGUUCAAUUCUUCAAUGUCCAUUUAUUCAGCCCCUGUCUCACUUCCUCUGUUCAAUUUGUCAAUGUCCAUUUAUUCAGCCCCUGUCUCACUUCCUCUGUUCAAUUCUUCAAUGUCCAUUUAUUCAGCCCUUGUCUCACUUCCCCAGCUCAUUUCUCCACAAAACUUCUCAUGUAUCUUUUUGUUAAUUUAAAAAAAAAUUCUUCCCAGAUCUUUUUUAUGUUGUUGAUCUGUGCAAUCACGUAUUAAAUACCAGUAUAAAAUUUGCCAAGGAUAUAAACUUAAAAUGAUUCUCUAUUUUUUUUACUAACUUUCAGAGCCAGAAAAAACUUCCUCAGUUCAAUGUCAGGUCAGUUCAUGUGCGUAGCAUCGACUGGUGCUGGUCUGUAACACUCUUUGACAGCAUUACCAAUGACAAAUACACACUUCCCAAGUCUACCAUGGGAACAGUCUGGAAGAGUCCAAAUUUAUGUGCAAGGGGUAUUAAUACAUUUCAAUGUUAUUUAUUAGCAUUUCUUUAAAAAGUUUAAAGGAAGAGUCUUUAAUAAUUAUUUCUUACUAUAAAUUUUAUGUUUUUUAAAUUUAUUUAUUUAGGCAUUUUUUUUAUAGCGUUUACCUUGCAGCUCUAAGUGCUUUAUAAUUGUUAAAAAUAUGUAAACUAUAAACUGCUAAAGUAAAAUAAAAAGGAAAAAACCAGAGACACUACGAUGUGAAUAAUAAAAUAAUAAUGUUUUACUACAAUAAUAUUUGAUACAAUGUCCCUAUAAUUUCUGUGCAAUGUCCUUUAAAUGUCCUAACAACGUCUUAAAUAUCCUUACAGACCGUCAACCACUGGUGACCAUUAAAUGUGAGGGAGACAAGAUCAUUGGCCUAUAUUGGAGCAGUCGUGUAAACCCGCUCUGUGACUACUCAGCAAGCAAAUACCAGAGAACUAAUGUCACACACUCGCUACAAGCUGUAGCACAGGUCGGUUUAAUUUUUUCACUGUCAAAGUUCCUGUCAAGCAUUUUUUUGGUGAUUUGUAAAUAUAUCAGUAAGUUGGCAAAGCUCUUCUAAUUCAUAGUUUGCCUGAUUAUGAUAUUGGCGUCAUUUUCUAAAACAACUUUAUUUGAAUACAUUUAGUGCUUGGCAACUUUUCUGUGUGUCUCCUUCCAUAUUAUUUGAUCCAUGGACGAUGGACUUAAAUUUCAAAAUUGUGUUUGGGUGGUGGGAAUCAGGGGAGGGGUGGAGUUGGUUUUUAAUGAAGAAAAUAGGGCUAACAGCUUCCUACUAUGGUCCAGAGGCCAGAACAAGCCCACAAAUGGUUCUUAACCUGGCUGUCCUGGUCAUGAAUUGGUUACCCAGAUAGGAAUGACAUAUACAAAAUAGAACAGGGGUAUUAGAUGUAUUGAGACAAAAGCAGGGCCAUACUCCAUUGAUGUGCUAAUGAAAUGAUGUUUGUUAAACUAUCUCUUUUUUCAAAAUUUUGUAUUUUCCUGUUUUUUGUGCUUCAAAUUAGAUAUUUUGAGUGAGCUAAGGAGUUAAUCUAAUUUUUUUCAAAACUCUAGCCAGCCCCCCAACAGUGUCUGUUGGACACUUAACUGGCCCCCAUGACUAUAUAGUUUGAGGACCACUGGCCUGGCGAUUUACUUUAAAAAAAAAUAUUUUAAUCAUUCAUAAAAGUCAUUUUAUUGAUAGGAAUAUAUUAUUUUAUUAUGUUUUUCUUUACAUUUAAACCAGUCAAACAUCACAAAAGUAAAUGUUGAGGAAAUUGUGAGCUCGACAAGACGAACAAUCCUGGAGCUGGAUAUUAGCACGGUUAUACCUGAAGAUGUCGCUUAUAUCGCAGACAUUCUCCAGAAGUCCAGUGAUAUCAGGGUUCAUAGUCUGGCCGCUGUGCAAGGGAUGCUCGAUAUUGCUGCUUCCUUGAGGAACUUCUCAGAUCAUGUCUUAGCAGAGUCCCAGAGAUUAGGGAAUGCCCCCAACAGGUUUGUACUCAGAUGCUAAAAUGUGUUUGUCUAUGGAACAAUACAUUCUGAAUAAAUUGAUGUGUCGAAUUAAUUACUUUUUAUAAAAUGACUAUAGUCUUAAUACCUAAAUUCUUGGAAUUUUAUAUGCUGAUUUAUAAUUUAAACAGAUGUUUAAAAUUUAGUUCAAUGAUCAAUAGCUCCACUUAAAAAUAUCUCCUCUUCUUUGUUUCAUAGCUACAGAUAAAAUGUCUCCUCUUCUUUGGUUCACAGUAAAAGUUACAAUGUCUCCUCUUCUUUGGUUCAUAGUUCAAGUUAAAAUGUCUUCUCUUCUUUGGUUCAUAGUUACAAUAGAUGAAGUUAAUAUGGUUUUAAUCUUCUUACCACUGUAAGUUUGAUUUGUUUCAAUAGCUAUUUUAGACUAUGAUAUGGAAUGGGUGCUUUGAAAUUGGUGUUAUGAAAUUAAUGCUAAGAUCAAGACAAUAUGAACUAGAUGAUAUGAAAUGGAUAAUGAACUGGAUGAUAUGAACUUGAUGAGAUAAAAUGUAUGAAAUGAACUAGACAAUAUGAACUAGAUGAAAUGAAAUGAAUGCUAUGAUCUGGAUGAUAUGAAAUGGAUGAUAUGAUCUAGAUAUGAAAUGGAUGAUGAUAUGAAAUGGAAGGUAUGAUCUGAAAGAUAUUAAAUGGAUGAUAUGAACUGGAUGAUAUGAACUAGAUGAGAUGAACUAGAUGAGAUGAACUAGAUGAUAGGAACUAGAUGAUAUGAAAUGGAUAAUAUGAAAUGGAUGAUAUGAAAUGGAUGUUGUGAACUAGAUGAUAUGGAAUGGAUGAUAUGAUCUGGAUGAUACGAACUAAUCUGUAUUGAUAUGGCAUUUUUUGUUUUGAAUUUAGAAUUUUAAAGAGCCUCGAUCAGUUAGGAGGUAAGGUUGACAUUGGGCCUGAGAAAUAUUACCAGCGAAUAACUUCCGGUGGUGUCGGCCUGGAAGUUUGGGACCUUAGCCGUAUCAAUGACAGUACAUUUGUUGUGGGAAUUAAGGUAUGUAUUGUUAUGAUUUAAACUGCGAUGAGCUUGAAACUGUAUUCUCUAGUUGAUACAGAAUAAAAUGUUACAACUAAAUUGAGUCAAACAGUUGUUCCAAGCUGAAAUAAAAUCCACCAUUUGAUAAAAUCCACCAUUUGAUAUUUUUUUUCCUCCAGAUGUUGUCAUGUGACAAAACAGAGGUUCUCUCUUCAGAAAAUCUCAUCACACUUUUCAGAGAUGACCAGGUUGAUUACAGGCAUGAGGAGGUUGCCAUUGUGUUACACAAAGAUUUCAUCAAAGUAAGUUAAUUACAUAUUUUAUACGCAUUCCCGAAUUCCACCCUCCCCCUCUCCCCCAAGUAAGAAAACAUGUUUGUUACCUCAGGUUAUGAAAUGAAGUUUAAGUAAAUAAUAUUGAGACAAUUUAUUGACUUCAAAAUGUGUAUUUACUUUUUAAACAUUCUAGACACAAUGAUAGAACUUUAUAUUUUUUUGGCCAUUUGUGGGGGGUUGGCUCAUUGAUAUACCAAUGUGGCUAUUGUUUGAUGUUUAUUAUGUAUGUUUGAUAUUUUUGCGUGAGUUAGGGAUGACAUACUUUUGCGUGAGUUAGGAGUGGCAUAGUUUUGCAUGAGUGAGGGUUUGCAUAGUUUUGCGUGAGCGAGAGUUGGCAUAGUUUUGUGCUUGAGUGAGGGCUUGCAUAGUUUGCAUUAGUGAGGCUUUGCAAAGUUCCUAUGUCUUGAAUAGCAGAUUUUAAAUAAGAGUGAUGAGGUGCUUGUAUUAUUAUUUAUAAAUAGAAAUAACCCGCCAAACAAUUGCAGCCGGCAAUGCUCAUGUGGGAACUCCCAUCUUCUAAAGUCAAUUAAAAAAAUAUGCAUCUAGAAAUACCCCGUCAAACACAACUUGUAAGAAUCCCUAUUUGUUCCCUAUUUUAUCUAUUUGAACCUAUUUAUCACAGCAUGUUCCCCUUUUGAACACAGUGUUCCAGCCAUGCAUCGAUACAUUCAUUGCAUAAAGAGUUAUUAUUAUUUUUUUUAUAAACCUUGUUAUAUUCACUACUGCUAUGUUGAUUAAUAGGCCAUAAGUGGAUUUCUAAGCUUUUGGCAACAGAAUCUUUUGAAUAAAUUUACAGGCCCUUGUAAGUAAAUAUUCUGGCUCAAAUAUCAGACUGUCCAUGAAUGUCUACCAUGACACAACACUCUUCAAAAAUAGUGUACUGGAGAACAACAUCAGUAAGCCAUCUCUCAACAGUAGAGUCAUAGCUGCACAUGUAAGUAUGAAAUCAUUUGUGGAUAUUAGCAGGCUUUAUUUUUUAAAAAAAACUUAUUUAAAAAUUGAACAAAUUAACAGUUUUUUAAAAAUACCAACUUAUUUUAAUCCAAAUUAGGUUCAAACCAUGAGCUCAAUUUUAUUCAAAAUAAUUUUUAUACAUUACACAUUUAGUUUUUUGAAUUUGUUUUUUUCAUAAUUUUUACAGGUUUUCUUGAAAUAAACAUGAAUGUCUUGAACUUUAAUUCAAAUAGAGGAAGAUAAUCUUUUAUUCUUCUGGAAUUCUUCUGAAGGGUCUCCAAAAAAAACUAGGCGGCGUCCACAUGGGGUUUGCCUCUUUGUGGCAUGGCAGACUAGCAGGGUGAACUUGUCCUCUCGAAGUAAAAAACCCUGGGCCGAUGGCAUGACUCAUUAUGUAAAAGACAUAGUAAUGCAAUAACAUGAUUACUUGUUGCCGUUACUGGACAUGAAGCUUGGGUGGCGGUAAAAACCCAUGCCGAUGAUUUUAGCUAUGCAGCCUUGAGAAAGCUGCUCCAAGGCAACUGUUUCAUCCCGGAUAGAAAAAGUCCAGAUCAAAGGACUCCGUGGGCGGUGGGGCAUGGUAUUGCAACACCUUUUCUCCAGAGUGGAAGAAAACCCGCCCAUAACUUUAGGGAGAGUUGACUGUGAACCUUUUAAAUGCAGUUUUAAAAUGCGGUUUUCUUGAAAUAAACAUGAAUGUCUUGAACUUUAAUUCAAAUAGAGGAAGAUAAUCUUUUAUUCUUCUGGAAUUCUUCUGAAGGGUCUCCAAAAAAAACUAGGCGGCGUCCACAUGGGGUUUGCCUCUUUGUGGCAUGGCAGACUAUCAGGGUGAACUUGUCCUCUCGAAGCAAAAAACCCUGGGCCGAUGGCAUGACUCAUUAUGUAAAAGACGUAGUAAUGCAAUAACAUGAUUACUUGUUGCCGUUACUGGACAUGAAGCUUGGUUGGCGGUAAAAACCCAUGCCGAUGAUUUUAGCUAUGCAGCCUUGAGAAAGCUGCUCCAAGGCAACUGUUUCAUCCCGGAUAGAAAAAGUCCAGAUCAAAGGACUCCGUGGACGGUGGGGCAUGGUAUUGCAACACCUUUUCUCCACAAUAGAAGAAAACCCGCCCAUAACUUUAGGGAGAGUUGACUGUGAACCUUUUAAAUGCAGUUUUUUCUGUUGACUGGACAUCCCCCAGGCUAGGAAAAGGCUCCUAGCGUGCUGCGGCAUGUUUUGGCACCAGGGAGACACGGCAUCUGGCCAAUAUGGAUGUGUACAGGGGGGGGGGGAUUAAAAGCUUGCAUAGCUCAACGGCCUUCUACCAACACCAUUUCCCAAUGUGACAUAGUCUUCUGGAGACUUCAUUAGAAGCAUCAUGGUUCUUUUUCCUUAAAAAUAUAAUUUAAAUGUGCAACACAUUUUUUUCCUCAGCUGAUAUUGAAUGGUCUGCCAAUCACUAACCUGGGCCCUUACACUGUCAAGAUUGUGUUUCAGCCAAUCAAACAGUCCCAGUUGAGAGCUAAUCUGACAAAAUGUGCCUCAUGGGACUUUGAGGCCGAGUCAGGUGCUGGGGGCUGGUCAAGCCAGGGAUGUGUGUACAAAAAAUCCAUUGAUGGCAGGGACGUUUGUGUUUGUGAUCAUCUUACAAACUUUGCUCUCCUCACGGUGAGCAUCUUUUUCAUAUUAACCAGAAAUCAACUGUGUAUGUGCACACUUUAUAUAGCAUCCAUACCUGCUUUGUGUGUGUACAUGAUCUAUAGAAAUCUGUGCACAUGCAAGCCAAGAGACACGAUUUACCCCUUCUUUGUGUGUAGUUCAAGGUGAUGAUUUUUAUUAACUGAACAAGAUUUUAUCGAUAGUUUAUACAAGAACUUAACAGUUUGAAACAAAUCUGUGAAUCCAUUGGUUUUAAUUGUUGUAACAUUGACACUGGUUUCUGUUCCAAUAAUUUUAACCUUUGACCUUGGUUUCAUUUGCAUUCAUUGAGUGAGUGUAUUUUCUAAGGGUGGUCCACAUGAUUUCCAAAGGCUCAUGCAUGGUUUAGUUUUUGGUUGCAAAUAUCCCCCUUACAUUUUUAGUAUAGAUUACUUAAAGUAAUUUGAACCUUUUCUAUCCAACUAAUUUACAUCAAAUACCCUCUUGAAACUUCAAAAAAAUCAUGAGUAUAUAAGCGUUUUUUAUGAUAUUGAACAAAUAUUUAUUUUAUUCACUUGUGCAAAUGUUGUUCUUCCAUAACAUGUUUCACUGAUGGAAAUAGUGGGGAGAAGAUUUUGUAUUUUUAAACUUUCAGAGUUUCUAUGAUGAAGUGUGUCCAAAAAAUGAGAAUGAGUUUGCUGUGACCAUCAUCGCCAUUGGCGCACUGGCCUUAUCAAUUCUAGGACAUUUGUUAUCCGUUCUUUCAUUCAUGCUCAUCAAGUAAGUCCUUCAUCUUUGAAACCAAGUGUUUCCCAGGUAGAUGUAUAUUAUUCAGGGUUCCCGCUGCCUCCUGAAAUUCCAGGAGCUCCUGGAAAUCUCCUGGAAUUUGAAAACAAAUGAUAAAAUCCUGGAAAACUCCUUAAAUUUUAAAAUUUCUCCUUAAAUGUCCUGAAAUUUUUGUUUCCACAGAGGGAGGGGUAAAAAAAAUCUUGUUCGCGAUAGUUAUUUUAUAAAUUAAUAUUACCGCUAUAUUCAAUUCGUAGUCUAUUUUUAGCCAUUCAUUUAUCAAAACGAGUUUGCCAUAAUAAUUCUAGUGGUUUCCCCUUAACUGCGCAUGCGCUUUACGAGUUUCGGAUAUGAAAUGUCGUACCGUAAUGCUUUGAUAGACAAGAAGUUUUUUUCGUUCCGUUCAGUUCGCCGUUCAACUAAUUUAUUUGGUAAGUAUAGUGUAAAAUACAGUAAAUAGAUAUUUAUCUGUAGUUAUUUAAAUUUUUGGUAACUAUUAUUAAUAUUAUGAAUAGAAAACUACGCGCCCGAUUGCUGUAUAAUUUGACUAAGCUUAGCCAAUUUUUGUUUCUAAAGUUGAAGUUUUGUUAGUUUUACCGUAGUGUAGGUUGUCCAAACUGGAGAAAGCGUAGUUUUAGUUUUGGGGUUAUUUUCCGAAGUUUUCAAAAACAAAAAUUAACUUACUUAUAUAGUAGUUUUAAAGGAGUACAAUUGAUAUGAAUAUGUGAAUAAAGUUUAAGUCUUUAUCUGACGAAUUAUCUUAUUACUUUUAUGUCUUUAACACGAGUUUGAAAAGUAUCAGUUUUGACCAUUAUAUUAUACGGCGUUUUCGUAAGUAUGGUGUUGCAAACGCUCGCGGCUGUUACAGUUUGCAAAGAAGAUGAAUUUGAUUUUUAUUUAUAAAUAUUAACAAAAGGUAGUAAGUAGUAGGCCUUUUUUUAUAACAAUUAUAUUGACACAUAUUUUUUUAAACAUAGUUUAUAGUGAGUGCUAGGCCUUUUUGUAAGUUAAGUUUAGUUAGGCCUUCUAAAUAGGAGAAUACUAAAUAAAAAAAUUAAGUUAUGUUAUUUUUGCAUGUUGUAGCAUAGUUUACGAUGACUUUAAAAAUGACUUCGGAACUUCAUUUUAAAGUUAUUAAAACUAGCUGAUGCAACCAUUGAGCUUCACAUUACUUUACAUAGUUAGUCCUUAUUUAUACACGUAGUUAAAAAUUAAGUGAUGCACCCCUGUGCUCUAGGUAUAGGCCUACUUUGCGGUAUUAUAAGCACAGUUGGGAGGGGAAGGGGGGGAGACUUCCGAAAUUUAAAAAAAAAAAAGUGGUUGCUUGGUCGCUGACCCAUUCCCCUGUUUAAAAUCCGGACUAAGCAGUUACAUAGGCAUAUGCCUAUAUUAGUUUCUCUUCUGACUCUGUAUUAUUAUUAAUUUAGUACCGGUAUAACUUAUAAUAUAGUCAAUAUUAUAGACCUAAUAUGAUAAUAAAUUAAUUCUAUUUUAUUUCACUAUUCAAGGUCUAGGGUAAAUAAAUGCCCAACGGUUCCUUUGAGGACUGAUAAUUAAGAUAGCAAUCCUGAUUGAACAAGCCAUCACUGCUACUCUAUACUAGAUAUUGACUCUGAACUGAGUCAAUCCCAAGCUAGUGGCUAGUGUACUGGAGUUCUAUCCCCAGAAAAUGCCUAGACAAGCAAAAACAUCACCAGCAUGCCGGGUAGAUGGAACUCGUUAACUUUGAAUGGCAACUCAACUUGGAGAAGGAAAACUAUGAAAUCAAACCCGGAGAUGGAGACCCGUAGACGUUAUGACAUUGACUCAAUGAAAAUUCUGACAAAAUCCUAUGACGUAGAAAGCAUAAAGAGCAUAGUGAAACACACACACACUCAAUCUGGUAAUCUACUGCAUCCUGAUCUAUAUCCAGUCGUCUUGACUAAUCUUACCAUUGAAUCAAAUAGGCAACGACGAGAGAGUGGCUCUGGCGAAUUGAGCAACUCUCCCUAAAUUUCAACAAAAUACAGCUCACGUCAAGGCUACUGCUCCAGUCUUAGGGAUCUUUAUGUGUACAGGACAAAACAAAAAUACUGUAAAUAUAUGAAAUAUAUUUGCAGGACAGUUCUCGGAUGCCAUGAAAAUUAGGGGAAAAUGAUCAACAAUGAUAAACAACAAUCAUCUGAGUCUUCCUCUAGUUCAACUUCAGUUUUUUCACCUACCUCGGGUGUCCACUUUUGCAACUUCCUAGUCAAGCUCCUAGGUUAUGUGUACCUUCGGAAAUAAAUAUGACUUACUUGUGAAUAAAAUGGAUUAUCUUAUAACUUUAUUAGUUGUUUGUUAUCCAACAUCAAGUGCAUCUUAUUUUUAAAAAAAACCAAGUUACUCAAUUGUAUGUGAACUCGGGGCCAGAAUAUCUAUACCGGUACAUACCUAAAUCAAAUAAUUGCUAUAGCAUUGGCAAUCCUUAGAGUAAGUUCAGGUACUAUGUAAGUGCAUUUAUGUCCUGUUACUACAAAAAAAUUGUAUAAGGGUAUAGGGUCUCUCCGUUUUUUACUCUUUAAAAAAUGUCCUGGAAUUUUGUAUUUUCUCCUGGAAAACUCCUGGAAUUUGUUUUUAGAUUUGGUGCAGGAACCCUGAAUUAUUAAAAUUAUUUUUUCCUCUCUUUACAGAAUAUCUAUUAGCUUUUCAUACAUUAUUUUAUUUUACAUCAGUAAUUGUCCAGAUAUUCACACAAUUGAUGCUGUGGUAACAAAUUUGUCAACCACAUGGAAUUCUUAACACAAUUGAAAAAUACAUUGUUAGUAAUGUUAUUAUCAUGUUCAUUUAUCGACUCCUUCAAUAACUGUUAAAACAAACCAACUCAUUCUCUUGUUUUUUUUUUUCAGAAGUGUACGGCAAGAUCGAGUUCAAAAGAUACAGUUCCAGCUGAGCCUGGCACUCCUCAUGUCCCGGGUCAUGUUCCUAGUUGGAGUGACCCAGACACUGUCCAACACUGUAUGCAUCGUAUUGUCAGUUCUACUUCACUACAUGAUCCUGUCCUCAUUCAUGUGGAUGUUGAUGGAGGGAAUCUUGCAGUAUCUGCUCUUUGUUAAUGCCAAGAAUACAUACUUCACUAACUAUAUGUGGAAGACAUCCAUACCAGCAUGGGGUACGUUACAUAUAUCGAAAUCACCAUGUGUUAGACAUUCGUACCAUCAUAGGCUUGACAAACUUUCCAGUAUAGGGUGGGUACAUUAAACACCUAUGCCAUCGUGGGUUCCAUCUCAUCCACAUCUUUGUAUCAGCCUUGGUUAUUUUAGACAUUCAUACAAGCAUGGGAGAUGUUAGUCAUCUAUAUAUGAAUGGGGUGCAUCAUAUUUUUGACACAAUAUCACCAUGUAGAAUAAAUGAAAUACUCACUUACUAGGGUUCCUUUACUUCCUUCCAUUUAUAUUCUAAUUUGAAAUCUUAAAUUAAUUGUACAUUAACAAUACUUAAAUUCUUUAAAUAGGGUUUGUCAUUUCUAUGAACAGAAAACGUCACAUUGCAUUAUGGGAUGUUACUAUUUUUAGACAAUGUUUUGUUAAACAUAGCUUCUACUUCUAAGGAUGUAUUUCCAAGUUAAUAUAGCAGGAAAUUUUUAAAAAUAAAAUCUUAAGUAAAAUAACGUUGUAAACACGUUUUCGUCUAGGUUAAGACCCACUAUGCUGGCUCACAUAACGUAGUUGUUACCAAGCAGCUGUUGAGAAAUUAGCCAAUUGGAUACCAGGACGUUUUAUUAAUAUCUUCAUGAGAUUGGCCAGACUUUAUGCCCAGGUGUUCUAUGAAAAUAUUUCCUCCAUUAAAUGACAAAUGUCUAGUACUUCUGGCUAUAAUAAGUACAUUGCCUAUAAAUAUAAAUUCUACACAUACUAUUUUUUAAAAUAAAAACAGUAUAUUUAGGCUUUAAUUAUCAUGAGAGAAAAUAAAAAAAAUUAACAUAUUGUUUAAUGCCUUUAUCAGUACAAAAAAUAAAAUUAGUUUAAAUUAAAUUUUACAUAAUAUAUUAAUAUCCUACAUACUAUAAUAUACAGUAUUUUCAGGCAUUUUAAAAGGUGUAUGGCUUACAAGAUUUAAUUGGUUUUCAAGGAUAAAGAUUUUUUUCCCCAUGACACAAAAUAAAAUAGAAGCUAACUCUUUUCAUGCCAGGGGGUUUUCCACAUUUGCGCCAGACCAGUUUUCGGCCAAUGAAAUUAUUUUAUUAUUCUCUAAUCCAUAAAUGAAUUUUGAAUACCUUUUUUUUAUAGCAAAGAUAGUUGUAUAGAAUAAUAAUAGGUAAAAGAUAAAACAAUACGACAAUAAUAGUUUACAUUCUAUUGGUAAUAUUAUGAGAUCAAAAUUUAAUAUUUUAAAAAAUGCACACCAAAUCUGAACUUAUAGGACUACUAUAUGGUCUGUGUAUGUGGUAUCUUAUUCUGCUUCAAUCAUCAGAAAAGAUCAGAAUGCAUUUUACAUUUUAAAAAAUAUUCCAUUUAGUGAGUUACACACAUUUUGUAUUGUUUAAGUCAACAGAAGAAAACAGUUUCUUUUCAUAUGUAAAUACACACAUAUGUCAAACACAUUAUUUACAAAAUAUUUUACUUUAGUACAAAUUUCUUUCUGUGUGGUCCUUUCUGAAGCACUACUUAACACACCAAUAGGCCUUCCUGUGCAUUCAAUGCACACAUAGCAGCCACAUUUGUUUAUUUUGUUCACUGAUCAGUUUGCACAUUGUCAGUCAUGCCUGUCAUAGCCAACCAGGUGAUUAUUUUCACUGAGAUCUCAUCUGCACUGUUGAUAGGCAUUUUCCCUGGCUUUGAUAGGAUGAGCAAUUACUAGGGGAAUUGGUGUUUCAGGGUUCUGGGCUUUUGAAACUAUUCUUGCUGCAUCUUUUCUGCCUAAUUUCCGACUGCUCUUUGCAGGAACAGGAGUAGUAAUAUCUGAAUCCUCAAUGUCGCAUUGUAAAAAAGUGGUUUUUAGAUCCUUACUAAUAAAUUCAUAACUUUUGAGCCACUUGAGCUAGAAAGUUGAACUUGGUGUUUUUGUAAUCCAUACUGUAUGCUCUUUACAGCUGAAGAAUUUAUAUUUUAUAAAAUGUUUUAAAAGUUUUACCAAAGUGCCGACUGUCACUACUAUUACUCUCUUCCUCUAUUUCCAUUUGGCAUUUACUGACCCAUCUGAAAGCUGAAAAUCAUUACUGGAAUCAGAUUCAAAUGAUGGUUACUGUCCAAUGUUUCAGCAUCAAUAAUUUGCAAUAAAAGCUAUUUUUGUGUAGACUUGACUACCUAAAUAAAUAGGAAAAAAAAGGUCAAUAUUAUUCGAAAAAACAAAAUUAAUGUUAAGAAACCCUACUUCCAACAGGAAGGAAGAGAUUUUGUUCAUUUUAGAACAUUAAAAGUAGAAUUGAUAGUCGUAGGUUAUAAACUACAGGAAUUAAAUAGACUAAAGAUUGUCAAUAGGCACAAAUGCAGCCAGUCAAAUAUAUUGUCAAUUGGCAGAAAGUGUUAAAUCCUAUAUUUGGUCCAUUCACAAUGACCUUUAGUUUUGUUUUGAUUAGUAUGACUGACGUUAGGCCAGUAUCUACAUAAUAUACUGAUAGCUUUUACAGGAAUCUUUAUUAUAAUUGCUACUUUGAGUAGCGAACUACCCCAAUAACAAAUAUAUUUAUGAAAUAAUCUUAGUAACUGCAGUUUCAGUUUCUCUUAAUUUCUAUUAAAAUAUUUAAUAUUUGAUUUUGCUAAAAUUAAAUAGCUUUAUUUGUAAUUAUUUUUAAAACAGAUUAAUAAUAAAAUGUUAUACAUAAUUGGAUUCAGAAUUUAAUUUUCUAUUGAUACCAAUUAUGAGAUCACUGUUAAUUAUAGUUUUAUUUAUGGCAAAAAUUUUAGGUUUUUAGGUGUGCUAUUUAUUAUUUACAUCAAUGGUAUCCAUUUUCACAACAUAGACACAUUUCAAGCAAUUUUACAAACACUUGUAUUCAUCAUGCCACUUUUAAAAAUACUAAAAUAAAUUAUAAAAAAUUGUGAAUUUUAAAAAUUACCUUUUAAUGUUAAAGAAUAUAAGGCAAGUAUUUCAUGACAGAAAUCUGUGAUUUUUAGGUACUGAUAUAAGUGGAGAUAAAUAAUUUUAACAUAUUUUAUAAAAUAAUACACCACAUUGGGUACAAAUAAACAAAUAUCAGUAUGAAAAUUGACAAUUUCUAUUUUCCAGAAAACUCAUAUAUUUUAACAAAGGCAGCAAGCACAUUAAGUCCUAAAUCUUCUAUCAAUUGUAUAAAUCUGAUAGAUUUUUCACAUUAUUUCUUUACUGUAAGUAACCAUUGCAGUUUAAACAUCAUGCCAUUGCUGUGUUAUAAUCAUUCAUAUUGCAGCUGCAGAAACAUGAGCAUUGUCAAACAAUGUGUGUCACUGCCUGAUUAAUUCCAAUAAGGAACUAAAAAGACUACCAGAUCUUUUUAAUUAUUAAUUAUUCAAGAUAUCCAUUAUAUCAUGGGAAAAAAAUAAAUAUUGACUUUAAGCCUAACAAUAGAAAAUUAAUAAAAAUGAAAGAAUAAGCCUAGACUACUGUUGUUUUCUUCUACUAAUCAUAUUGUUGUCAAUAUUAUUUGUAUUUCUUCAAAAGCUGAUGUAUUUCAUCAACUAAUUUUAUCACACUCCAAUCAACAGAACUAUUUAAACUGUUUUGAUAUUGAAUCUGCCAGGACCAGUAGUUAUUAAACCAUAAAAAAUUCAUUAUUCAAAUAUUAAGUGGUAAAUUAAGAGGCUGAUCAUGGGAAAAUGGCAAACUAUCACCCCAUCGGACGUCUCAUAAUGACAGAUCUUUUAAUCGCUAUGGGUAAGGUAUCUGACUUCACAAUGUUUUAAAAUUUCAUUGCUAUCAAAUGCUUAUCACACAAUUUUUUUUUCAAUUCUAGGUCUACCUGUUAUUUCUGUUGCAACUGUUUUCAUCAAAGACCCUGAACUUUAUUCUGGUGGAACCAAAUGGUAGGUAAAAGUAUAUAUUUUUUUUUCAGAACUGUUGAAUUGUUUAUUUAUUCUGAUUGUAAAUGUCUGUUCUUUAGUAAUAUGCAACAUUUUUCAAAUUUAAUUAAACAACCCAUAAAAACAAAGCUUUUCAUAUGAGUAUCACACUUGAUAAAAAUCUCAAAUAGUGCACGCUACCCCCCCCCCCCCCCCACAACCGGGUAUCAUAGAAUGCAUAAAAAUAAAGAAUCUCAUUUAGCGCAGUUAUCUGGAAUUUUCUUUCAUGUUCCCCAUGAAAAAUAGGAGAAACCUGAUUUUUGGGGUUGCAGGGUGGAUUGUGAGGCUGAAGAUUUGAUAGAAUGUGUUGUCAUCGUCAACGAGACUAUGUGCCAAGUUUCAGUUUCAAAGGUUUACAGGAAAUGGGCCAAUUAGCUGUCCAAAGAUUUUGCCAGCCACCCAACCAGCCACCCAUGAACAAAAGCAAAAGUGAUAUAAAGUUAAUAAAGGAUUUUAAAAAAAUGCCCUCUCUAUAAUGAUCAUUGUGAACGUAAAUAGUGCCUUACUAGGAAUAGGAUAUUGUAUUUGAAAUUAAUCUUCAUUAAAUUGAAGAUAUCCAUUGUGUCUCAUCAUUUUUUUGGCUUAGACAUAUUUUAAUGAUUAUAGACACUGAUAUUUUAGCAUAUGUCUUGGUCUUAUUGUAGUAAUAUAAUAUUUUUAGAAUAGGUCAGAUUAGGCUACUUUAACCUUAAAGACUUAAUUACUAAUUAUAUCAUGAAAUCUAUUCAAAAGAUAUUUACAUUUUUAUGUCUGUUUAUUUCGUCCAAAGUAACCACUUUGUCUCAUUCUAAUUUGCAUGUGUCUAUUUUGUACAAAGUAGCCACUUUGUCUCAUUCUAAUUUGUAUAUGUCUGUUUAUCUCAUCCCAAGCAGUCACUUUAACUCAUUCUAAUCCCCAGCUGUUGGAUGUCACUGCCAUCCCUUAUCUACACCUUUGUUAUCCCCGUUGGCCUGAUUGUCUUGACCAACAUCAUCAUUUUCAUCAUGAUUGAGGUCAGCUUGUGCCGUAGGAAGGACUUGAUUCAAUACACAUCGGUUGGUCAGAAUGAGACUGACGUCAAUAUAAGGGCUUCGUUCAUCUGUUUUUGUGUGCUGAGUGAGUGCAGUUACAUAAGUGCCUGGUUGUAAUUCUGGUAGUUGUUGUGGACAAAUCAAACAGUAAUUGAACAAUACCCAUAAUAAUAUAAAUAAACUGCAUUUAAAACAAUAAUGUUUCAAUGUCCACAUAAUUUAUCAUCUAACAUUUAAUUUAUUCCUGAUUGAUUUUAAUAAUAAUAUAGGUUAUAUUAAUUAAUGUUACCCAAUUUUUUUGGGAACACUUGUGAUGGAUUUUAAUUUUUAAUUUUUGAAGUUUAAAAAAUACUCUCAUAUGAUAUGGAAAUAUUUUGUCCAAGGUAGGGUAAAACCUGAAAAGAGGUCUCAUAUAUUAUGUAAGAUAAUGAUUUAACUGAUUGAGGAGGGAGAAAAUUCUGCUAAAAUAAUGUUUAUCAUUAGCCAAAGUUCAAGGAAUAGAAUUUAGCCUCCUAUGGACAUUUAGAUCGACAUCAUGUCACAGAAGAAUGUGCUUCAGCUGCAUCAAAACAUCAUAUUUGUUGGAAAUCGUUGUAACUUUGCUCAAGACAAAAAAAAGUGUACAAAUAUUAUGGAAAUGGUGAAUUGAGUUUCUCCUAUGAGAAUAACAUUCCAUCAAGUCCAUGAGUAAUUUAAGAACAUUUGAAUAGUGACGACAUAAGUUCUAUGAAAACACAAACACAGCACAAAGGUUAUGUUUGUAUAUUUAAUACUUCUACAUUUCAUUGUGUGAAUUUCUUCUGUAAAGAAUAAUAAUCAUAUUACUGGUAACUAUAAUUCUGAGCAUGCUUAAAAUUGAAUAAGACAAGUGUGGGUGGGGGGUGGGGGGGGGAAACGGCUCAGGAUAGGUUUAUUACUUAUUUUGUGUGUGUUAAGAAUAUUUUUUAGAAACACUGUUAUUAAUAUAUUGAUUUUCUACUGAUUAUAAAAAAAACAUGGCCGCAAUACAUCUUACAGUUUUGUUUACUUACCGUUUCAGGUCUGCCCUGGAUAUUUGGUUUCCUUGCCAUAGACGAUGCCCCCGGUGUUUUCCAGCUCAUAUUUUGUAUAUCUGCAGCACUGCAAGGCUUUGUUAUUUUUUUGAUGAUGACUGCACGAGAUAAAACUGUGUCUGCAUUUUGGUUCUCAAAGUUGUCCCUGCUUUGGAUAUACCAUAAAAGAAUAAUAUAUAGAGGAAGUUACAGCUUUCAGGGUUAG
Lymnaea stagnalis (great pond snail) is the source of this 21404-nucleotide messenger RNA. The record is from the annotation of a GenBank genome assembly. NCBI's taxonomy places the organism in Eukaryota, Metazoa, Mollusca, Gastropoda, Lymnaeidae.